Molecule: messenger RNA, 11392 nt
Organism: Drosophila takahashii
Lineage: Eukaryota; Metazoa; Arthropoda; Insecta; Diptera; Drosophilidae
Gene: htt
Product: huntingtin
Cellular component (GO): cytoplasm
Source: RefSeq, a predicted model, not a curated record
UCAUAACAAAGCAAUGUUUUUCUGUGUUUUUGUUUUUAAAUAGCGUUUUUGGCCGUAACAUCGGACGCCAAAAUGGACAAAUCCCGGUCCAGCGUGUACGACAAGUUCGUGGGCUUCGUGGAGCAGCUGCGCAAUACGGAAUGCAGUCAAAAGCAGAAGAUCACCUGCUUCCAGCAGAUUGCCGAGUGCAUAAUGUCGCCCUCGCUGGCGGGACACAUCAAUUAUGCGGCUCACUGCGGCACCGCCACGAACGUCCUGCUGCUCUUCUGCGAGGAUGUGGACUCUGUGGUGCGGAUGAGUGCCGAGGAGAACCUCAAUAAGAUCUUGAGGGCACUGGAAAAAACCCGAGUCAGUAGAAUACUCAUGGAUCUCUAUGGCGAGAUUAAAAGGAAUGGUAAUCAGAGAUCCCUGAGAAUCUGUCUGAACCUUUUCUCCUACUAUGCCCCUCAAAUCAAGGAGAAGCACAUCAAGUGGUAUGCCGUGCGGUUGCUGCAAUGCAUGACCACCAUUUCGCAGCGCAAGGAGACUUUGCUGCAGGAAACCCUCUGCGAUUUCGUCAAGCACUUUGGCCGCUAUCUGCAACAGGGCCUCAGCGAUAGCGAAUCCUGCAAGCUCUUCGAGACUUUUCUGGACAACAUUAGCUCCGAUUGCGCUGUAAAGCGACGCUGCUCGGCACAAAAUUGCAUCAGUCUGAUUGAGCAUGCACGCAAUAGGAGUCUUAUGGCCAGACAUGGAGUCAACAAAGUGAUGGAACUCCUGCUGACGGAUCAGCAAACGAGCAGCGUGCUAGGAGCCUUGGGUCUGUUGCGUCUCCUGUUGCCGCAACUCAUACGGGGCCACUCGGCCGAUAGCCACGAGGAUUCGGAGUCCUUGGCCGGCAGGAAGCAGCAACAGCAGCAGACAACGACCUCCGACUGCCGGCAAAUUAUUGAGAUUUAUGAUUAUUGUUUGCACCUGCUGAGCACGCAGCACACCGCGAAUCACGCCAUCAUAAAUGCCACCCUGGAGGUCAUCAACGGGAUACUCCAGUCGCUGGAUGCCCCAUCUUUAUUGGAUGGCCAAUGCGGCCAGAGUCUGGGCCAAAGUUUGCGCCAACUGUUGUGCAAUCAACAACUGCAGCACAAUGAGUAUUUGCGGCGAAGGAAAUCAUUAAAGAAUCAAAUAUUCCAAUUGAAAAAUUACGAAGUGGCGACAAGUCAACAGCAGCAGCAACUGGAGGAUGAGGAUGAGCUGUUGGCUGGGGCCACUGCCGAGCAAAUGAAAAAGAAUUCAAAUGCAAAACUGCAGCAGGCGAAGUGUCAACAGCAAGUCGAGGUUGACAACAGCUCGCUGGGAAUUAAUGCCGGGGAAGAUGCCAGGACCGAGGCUCCAAGUUCCGUCGCUGAUGAAGGCGGCGAGAAGCAGCGCUGCCACAUUAGGAAUGCCGCACGCAGCAUCAGCGAAUGCGUUGCCUCGGAUGAGGACAAGGGACAGGGGCAGGGGCAGGGGCAAGGACACCAGCAGCAGCAGCAGGCGGAUGAUGAUGAUGACGACGACGACAUGGAGCUGCUGAGUGCCGAGUGUGAUGACUUUACAACCCUGUCGCAACUAAAUGAACAACAACAGGCGCUGUCAGCGGCAUUGCAAUUGCCCGCAACAACUGCAACAACAGCAUCGCAGGACGAUAAACUGAUUGAUGUUGAUGCCGUUGUCGGGGGGCUGCCUAAACCGCAGCAUCAGUCAUCUCUGCAGAAUCUGCUCGCCGGCAGCGAUGACAAAUCCCAGCAUUUGAGUGACAUCGACAAUGAAUCUUUCAACAGCAUCGAUUUCGAAGCCGAAAUCACAAUUGCCGGCAGCAAAGAGCUGCAUCAGCAGCAGCAGCAACAACAUCCUCCUCCGGCGGAUGAUUCGGUGGAAUCCGGCGACGCAACAGCAAUUGGCACAUUCUUCAACAAUCUCCUUUCGCAUUCCAAUGCAGCUUCGGAGUCGGUCAGUAAGCUCUUUCGUCAAUCAAGCGGCUCUAAGUCCACGCCCUCCAAGUCGGCUCCCGGCGCCUCCUCCUCCGCCGCCGACAAAUCCGAUGCCAUCUCGACGGCCUCGCUCACGCUUUCGCUGAGUUCCUUGGCCAGCAGUAGCAUAUUGGAGCCACCGGAGCGACAGCCAUCGAUUGCGGAGACGCCCACAUCGCUGGAGGAGGAAUCCUGCUCGAUGACCGCCUCCCACACCGCCUCCACGGCCCUCAUGAUGGAUGUGGUGGCUCCAGAGGCUUCAGAAGCUGCUGCUCCUAAGCCUCAAGCCGAAACACCGCAGCUGCGAAGAAGCACGCCCAACGCUAAUCCCUUUCUGGUGGAGAACUCGCCGCUCAGGCAGACAGUUGCUGGUCGUGCCCUGAUCACCGUGAAAAUUGGUGGCAUUCUGGAGCAGUCGUUGGUCUACUACACCGCUCGUUUGGUGGCCGCCCGCUUUUUGCUCAGUGGACAGGCGGCGGGAUUACAGCCCGAUAGCGUUAGCAGGGUGUCUAUUAAGAGUCUAUCCCUCUCGGUGAUUGCCCAGUGUGUGCGAUUGGCUCCCAGGGUGCUCCAAAUCAGCCUGGAGAUCAGCGAUCGGGAACUGCAGCAGCUGCUGGAGGAGCAGGAGCAGGACAACUCCACCGACAGCACUCAGGUGUCUAGUCCCCAGAGCAGUGAUAACUCACAAUUGGGCGGAAGCGGAGAGAAGGCUUCGCUGGACAGCAGCCUGAUUCGAACGGAGGAUCUGGAGGAAAACCUCCUUCUGCUGGACAUCAAGGACGACCACUUUGGGCCCAGCACCUGCCCAGAUUACCUGCUAAGUCGCAGUGCAGAUGCCUCGGUUCUUCUGCUCGGUGGAACCUCAUCAUCUCAGUCAAUCAAAAAAUCAACAAACGAGGAGAAACUCUCCAAGUCCGAGAUCAUUGGCAGCUCUUUUCGACCCACUGUGGCGGCGGAGGAUGUGCCUCCGUUGAGCCUGCCGCCGCGACCACCCAAGCGUACUAAAUCCACGCGAAGUAGGGCAGGAUUAACUUCUACUACAAGGACGUCGCCUCCAAGUCAAGGCUGCCAGGCUCUAGCGGAUGUAUUGCUCUUCCACGAUCACUGCGAUCCCAUUUUGCGCGGUGGUGUCCAGCAGGUGGUAGGCUUCUUUCUGCAAUCCAGUGGAGCUGGUCUACUUCUGGAACUGCAACGUAAUCUUGGCCUGCAACACAUGCUGGCCAUUUUGCUGAAGGGCUUUGAGGACGAGAUCCACACAGUGGUUAUACAAGCGUUGAAUGCAUUCGAUAAGAUAUUUCCGCAUGUGGUGUCCAAAUAUUUGACAGAGCCGCCAUGUCAUUAUCAUGCUCAUCAGCAGCAGCAGCAGCAGAAGGAGCAGCAGGAAAAGGAGCAGCAGGACCUGCAACGACGUUCAAGUGGACAACAAAAGCGUCCCGGCCAGGCGCAAACAUUUGGCCAACAAACUUUUGCAAAGGACCAGGAUAAUGCCUUAAGCAGUCGAAGGGAGCAGCAGCAGCAGCAGCAACAAAGGCGUCCUAACGAUGCCGGGACAUGUGCCAAGUCCUCGGCCACUGAUAAUGAUGAGCUACUGGCUGUUCUUUUGAAUGAUUUCCAAUUGCAAUCGACUGGGAUGCAGCAGGAGCAGAAGCAGGCGUAUCUGGGUAAUGAGCCCGAUCUCGGACCCUUCUGUGUGUUUGCCAUCUCACCCAAAUUGCUCUUGAGCAAACUCCGGCUCUGCCAUCACAAUAAAUAUUGGCUGGUCCAGAAUAAAUACGCCGAAGUUAUUUCGAAUUUAAAUUACGUGCUGCUGCGGUCGUACUACGCAAAUUUUCGUUGUGGCGGCGGCGCCAAGGAGCAGGACUGCUCCGAUUCUGGAAGGGAUGAGGCGGAUGCGGAGGGCGAGGACAUUGUCUGCACUUAUGAGGCGCAGUUUCUGGCUGAACUUUUACAUCUGCUCGGCGACGAUGAUGCGCGGGUGCGGGAACACGCCGCCUGCUGUCUUUGCCGCUUUAUAAUGCAAACGGCGCGCCAGGAUCCAUCGGUUGCGAGGGAUGAGGAUGCUGAAGCUGGAGGCGAAAUCGAAGGCAACGUCAACGUGGAAACUCAACAAACUAAUUUCAAUUUGCUGUGGGAUUUUUUCGACUAUCGCAUAUUUGGCAGCAUGUCCGUGACGUUGCGUAAUUUAUUCCGGGCCAGUUCGACGAUUGUGCCGCCUCUGGCUGAGUUGGAUGCAAUGGGUAUGGCCUAUUCCUCCGCCUCCGCCUAUCCGGAAUCGGGCAGCACGUCCAGCUCCUCCUCAGCAUCGGCAUCCUCGGCAUCUGCCUCAUCCGGAUCCAUAGCGGCAGUCUCCGCGGCGUCGGCCUACUUCGAAGCAAGUUACGGCAUCGGCAUCGCCGAGGGGCAUGUUUUUGCCCUGGCAUCAACGGCAGCAUCGCAACGUCAAAUCGCGCAGGAGGAAAAAGUUUUGGCCAAAGUUUUGUAUCGCUUGACAAAUAAAUUGAUGACGCUGAAUGAUAAAAAUGUGCAGUUUGGCAUAAUUUACGCGCUGCGCCUCCUGCUGAGGCACUUCAAUUUCGUGGACUAUCAACAGGCCUGGCUGGAAUUCAAUUUCGUUGAAAUUUGCAUUAGCUAUGCCUACUACAACAAUGCAACAGCUGCGGACCUCGGCUGCCAGAGCGAUUUGAUUGAUGUGAUGGGCAAAUUAAUGGCAGGUGCGAUGGUGAGCUCAGGUGAGCCGAAUGCCCAACACCUGGACUUUCUGCUGCGUCACAGCGUCAAGAUGCUGAACAUCUACUAUCACCUGGUCACCAAUCACCGCCACCCACCGUCUAGUGGCUCUAAUUCUGGAAGCACCAGGAGCAGCAGUAGUAGUAGCAGUACCAAACCUCCCAAGAGCGAUCUCCAGCCAGGGGCUUCCCUUCAGGCUGUGGGUUACUUUGCCGGCGAUUACGUUUACAUGAAACUUUACAACAUUUUAAGAGGUGCUAAUGACAGCUACAAGAUAACCAUAAAUCACGAGGCCGGCAGCUUAUUAAUUUGUCUCCUAAAAACCUGCCUCAACGCAUUGAGUUUGUGCCUGGAGGGCAUGGCGAGUGGUAGUUCGCCCCCGGAGCUGAAAUUAAUCGAAGAAAUACUCCACUAUUUGACCAAGCUCAUAAAUUAUGCGCCCGCCGAGUGCGUUGCAUGUCUGCGGCAACUGUUGAAAUAUUUAUUCGCCCAAAAUUAUGCCAGCCAAGUGCGGCCACUGCAGCUAUCGGCUGGAACUGGAGGUGCAGGAGGAGGUGGUGGCCACCAUGCCGCCUUCAUACGUCCCUACUUUAGGGCCAAGGGCAGGGGUCACGGCGCCAGCACCGGCUCCACAUUGUUGCCAACAAUAAAUUCAAAACCCGAGGAGGGACCCCAGCGAGGUGGCGGAGAGGCACGGCCACCAAUUGAUACUGCCCCACUCCAGGCGAUGGGCAUGCUCUUUGUGCAGGGCCUGCAGCCGGCCACUCCGCCGGCGGGCGACUGUGCCCGGCUUAUAAAGCUAUUCGAGCCGCUGGUCAUAUACUGUCUGACGCUCUUCAUGAAAUCCAAUGCGCUGAUUCAGGCGCCCAUAUUGCGGUUGCUCUCCCAACUGCUGGAGCUGAAUGUAACCUAUAGCAUACUCGAUUCCAAGAAUGUAAUAUUCGAGCAGAUACUGAGCAACAUGGAUUUGAUAGAAAGCGGAAUAGAUAGAAAUGCUUUUAUUAUUGUUCCGCCCAUGCUGAGAUUCCUGGUGCAGCUGACGCACAAGAGCGACCGCCAACUGAUCACGAUACCCAAGAUCAUCAGCAUCACCAACAAUCUGCUGGCCAACGGAUCGGUGCGCGAGGUGGCUUUGCUGGCGCUCAAAACCCUCAGCUACGAGCUCUUCUUCAUGCACAGCCAGCUGGAGGAGGCGCUGGACAACACCACCACCACCACCACCACAGAGACCCAUAACUCAGGACGAACGGCGGUGCAGAGUCCUUUGAGUGCGGCCCCCACACCGGAAACCAGAGAGGCCUUGCUGGCGCAGCGACGCGAACUGGACACUCAACGGGAAGUGGUGCUGGGCAUGCUGGAGAAAUUCAUCGAGUCACGAGCGAGUCAACAGGUCCUGGCCCUUCUCCUCCUCUUCGAGCGGAGUGUUCAGCAACUGGACACGCCGGCAUAUCGCAGUGCCUCGCAGGAUGCGGAUGCCGUCUAUGGGACGCUGUGUCGUGGCCUCUGCUCGCACCACUGGCGACUCCACUCCGCCGGAGAUCUGCGGCUGCUGGAGAGCUGCUUCCGCAACAACGGCAACCAUGUGCUGGCCGACAGCAAGGGAUUCCUGCAGCUGCUGCAGCUCUUCAUCGAGCAGGGCGUCGGCAACUUUGGUGAUUUAGCUCUGGCCAUGGUUAUGCUGGCCAACGUAAUCCUCAAGACCGAGGAAAUUUAUCUGGUGAAUCACAUAAAACUUUAUUUGAAAAAUAAUCCAACGGCCGAGCGACGUCUGCAGGCCAUGAUGCCCAGCUCAGCCACAUCGGCAGCUCUUCCUCACUGGCAGGACGAGGCGCCUUCGACGUCUUCGGCGGCUGCAGCUGCCAGAGCGGCCGCAUCCUCCUCCGCCGGUCGAUCGGCCAUCAGCGAAAUAAACUACUUCGCCAAAGUUCUCAGCGAGAAGCUGCUCGCCUGCUUGGACGUCCUGCUGGGCCUGGAUCCCAGCUCCUCCGCCGCCUCCUCCUCCGCGGGCCACGCCUACUGCCAGCUGGCCGGGCGCUUCGUGGACGCCCUGCUUAACGUCUGCUGCCGCUCGCGUCACAAGGAUGCACUUCAAUCGGUUUUCCGUUUGGUUUUGGCCGAGUCUGAAUUUUUGUGCAAAUACUAUAGCCUGCUGUUGAUGAGUGCCGCCGGCCAAGGAGGAUCCGGCUCACUGGAUGCCGUGCUGCUCGCCUGCCUGAGGCUGGUGCUGGCCAUGCGGCUGGAGGAGCCGGUGGCCCUCAUGGAGCAGGCCUCCCAGCUGCCGCUGAAACGAAAUUUGCAGCGCGCUUUGCUACGCGAAGUUUGUCGUGCAAAUGUGGGCUGCGAUUGGAGUGCGCAACAAGUGCGCCGUUUGUUCGACGGCGGAUAUCUGAAUUUCCUAAUUGCUGACCACUUGGAAUUCCUUAGCGAGCUAUGCCAAGAGCGUCCCGAGUGCGGCUCAUUACUGCAGGUGGCCCUGUUCCGGAAUGCCCAUCGAUUGAGCAGGCAAUCCAUUCGCAUCGUCCUUCGGCUAUUGGGACGUCUUUGUGGGUCUCCCGCUGAACGGGAGGCCUCUGGAGAUGCUGGCAGCGAUGCGGAUACGGAUGCCACCCUGCAGGCCCUGCAGCUCCUGAGUCGCCUGCACCAGCUGCACGAAGGGGAGCGCUCGCUGCAGCUGCCCAUGGAGCGUUUGGCCCGCCGCCUGAGCGCCCAGAGCGGUCCGUCGGCCAGGAAAUCCAUCUACGAGCGGCUGGUCGAGGGAGAUCUGGCCGGCGGAGAGGACCAGGACGCCCUGCGAACCCUGCUACUGAAGGACCUGGAGUGCCGCCAGGACAAUGAGACUGCAACGCCGUCGCGCAUAAUUGAUGAGAGCUGGCUCUUUGCGCAGCUAAUCAAAUUCGCCACCCAGCAUGCGGAUGCUCCGCAGCAGCAGAAGCAACUAAUGCUGCUGCUCCUAGAGAUCCAGUCAGAGCCCAAGCUGCAUCGCCUGCUCCGUAGUCUGGGCGCCGAGCAGGAGGCGAGGUUGCUGCGUCAUGCCAUCUCUGGUUCACUGGCCGCCAUGAUGUCCGCCUUCCGGCAGAAGUGCAUCCAGCAUGCACCGCACAUCAACUACAUGCAACCCCCGCCGCUGGCUCGUGUGGCCUCCUCCCUGCUUUUGGCAAAGGUGGUGGCCACUACGGACUCCAUACAGUCACCACCCAACGGGGAGCAACUGGAUGUGGCCCGUGCGGUAACCACACUGAUGGCCUGCAUUCGGAAUGUCGAGCAAACAGCACUCAUCUACAUCGAUGCCCGGCUGAUGGAGAAGUUCGUGGUCGAGCACCUGCUGCGCCCCGAGCAUUUGCCGCAGCUGCUGACCUACCUGCACUGGCUAGCCGGUUGGGGCAAACGGAUUUUGGCCAAGCCAACACGACAGGAGUCGGAAGAAGACGCUCUGGGCGUGCUGCUGGCCACCUUGGAUGCACUUCUGCAGCAGCCUCGUGUUUGGCGGGAGCUUAACUCUAGUUCGGACCCGAAACUUCGAUGCGAAUUGCUCGAUCUGCUGGACUCGGUGGUUCGGUGCAUGCUGCAGCACACCAAUUUCUAUCGUCGCCAUCGAACGAGCGACAGCAAGAAGGCCAAGGGACCGGCACCGCAGGCCAUUUUCCUGGCCAAAUUGAUUGAAACGCAAAUUGAAAUCGAGUCUCUGGACAGCGGCCGGGUCUUCUUGGCAGGAACCUCCGUCGGCGAGGAUGCUCGACUGCAGUUUGCCGGACAGGAUCUGGCCGGGUUCCAAGUGGCAUUGUCGCUGGUGGCCUCCAUCGGCAUCUCGCUGCUGCGAACGCAUCAGUUUUAUGCCUACGCGGUCACUCCGCACGAGCUCAUCAGGCAGCCAGAGGAGCAGCAGGAGCAACAGGCCGAUGGCAAGCUGCCCUCCAUUCCGGUGGACAGUCUGAGCGAUGUGGAUAUCCUGCGUCAAUUUGUCAAGAGACUAUCCAUCUUCGGAUUCACCACCCGGCAGCAGUUCGAGGAGUACUUCAUGACCUGCCUGCUGCUGAUCAAUAAGCUGUACGACGAGCACAUGGUCGAUCAGCAGGAGCAGUUCCAGAUCAAGCAGGUCUGCCUGCAGGCCAUCCUCGAACUUUUAAUGACGUACAAAACUUUCCCCAUUGUGGGCCAAACCGACGGCCAGUUCCAUCACACGACACGCUGGCAGCGCAUCACUUGUGACAGCAUUAGCCUAAAGAAACUGCACAAGGUGCAACUGCUGGUGGAUGCGUGCAAUGUCUUCUAUCAGCCCAAUCUGGAGCGGCAGCUGGCGGCCCAGGACAAUGUGAUUGGCACACGCACCUUUGCGGCCAAUCAGUACGAUCUCAAUUUCAGUUGGGCGCAAAUGGAGGCCCAGGCAUCAGGGGGUGUCGACCCACAAAACACGGCGGACAUUAAGCAGUCGGGGGAUGCGGAUGUGCCCGACAUGGCAAUGCGCAACUAUCGCCAUUUUACGCAGCUGUCGGGAAUUGACUUUCGCAGCAGCACGCAGCUGGUCUUUGACGUACUGCAGCAGAUGAUCGAGCUGAAUCACAUCCUGGUGCUCCCCAAUUUGGUAAAGUUUUGCGAGAUCUGCGAGAGCCGCGACCACAUCAAAUGGAUUAAGGAGCGCUGCCUCAAACUGCAGGAGCAAGUGCCCAUGGACGACACUAUUUCGCAUCAACAUAUAAUCUACUUACUGUGCCGCAGCCAAGCCCUCCUGAUCCCCAGCCUGGGCGAGCUGCAGGUCCUGUGCUCCUUGAUUGGCAACGUCUACUUGAAGAGCACGCACAGCUUCAUACGCAUCGCCACGCUGCAGGGGCUGCUCUGCCUGCUGGAGUGCUGCAGCAAGACCAACACGACAAUGGGGCGGCUCAGCGAGGAGCUGGCAUUGUUGCGAGCCCUAAUUGUGGGCUACAUCAAUCGUCAUGGCAUCAUUGAUGAGAGCGCGCUGCCGUUCAGCGUGGAGCACACGAAGCUGGUCUGGACGCUCAAUUACAGCCUGAUCGAGUGGACAUCGAAAUUUGUGCCGCAAUGUCAUCUCUUGUCAAAUACAAUCAUAGCGGCCAACAAUUUCCUGAAGACGACCGCCAACGAGGAGCUGUAUCUGUGCGUUUUGCAUGGCCUCGAGCGCAUGGUGGUCAAUAGCGGAGUGCUGUCUCCUGGUAGUCAGCCUACUGGAAAGGAGGAACCAUCGGCAUCGGCAUCCGAGGCGGUAGUUGGAGCUGCCGGAGUCGUGGUCACACCGCAGAUGCGACAUAAAAUUGAAAAACUUGCACUCGAAUUGCUUAAAAUGGAGAAUGAGAAAUUUUCGAUUCCGGCAUUGAAAUUGCUUUUGUCCUGCAUGUAUGUGGGUUCGGCUGCCCAGCUGGAGAAUACGGAGCUGUCGAAUGGAAUUGUCCAGGAUGACCCGGAGAUAAUCGCCCAGCAAAACGAUAAAGUCGAUAUACUUUUGCAUUGUAUUAAAUCAUCGACUCGAGAUGCCGCCUGGAUUUAUGGACAAGUGCUGUGCCAAAUUAUUCGUGAUUUAGUGCCACCGAAUGAAAUAUUGACGAAGGUCAUAAAGGAGUUUCUGGCCAUAAAUCAACCGCACGGCGAUGUUAUUGCCAUGAUUGUGUAUCAGGUCUUUCGGUCCGCCAUCGACUCGUCGUACCUGCAGAUGCUGCAGGACUGGCUGAUCUGCACCCUGCCAACGUUCUUGGCCCAGCCGGAGCAGCAGGGCGUCUGGGGUCUCAGCGUCAUCUUUUUAUCCGCCUCCAUAAAUCUGCAUUUGAUUAAACUAUUUCCGCUGGUGCUCGGCAUCGGAGCUGGGAACUCGGUGGCAGCGGCACCGGCGAUGGCCCGAAAAUUGGGUCAACACGAAAUUGCAUUGUUCGUGACAGCUGCACAAGAUUUCCAUGCGAAAUUGAGUGGCGAGCAGCGGCAGCGUUUCCGCGAGGCCUUCAGCAGCUACGAGCGGAAUCAAGUCUACGGCCGGAUGUUGCAGCGCCUGUGAGAUGUGAAACGAUACGAUAUGGAUAUGGAUACGAUACUAUAACUCUCCAAACUAUUUAUCUUGCGUUUAAUCCCAAUUGCAGCUAAGAAAAAAUAAGGAAAAUUUGGCAGCGGCUAAACUUGCGGCAAAAGACAAGCGCAAGCGUGAAUAACUAAUUGCCCCGAGCUGCGGAGAAAGUUUAAACGGAUGUCCCUCUUCUAUGCGUUUGUACUUCGUCUUCAUCUUCAACUUGCCUUGGAGCCCAGCGAAUGAAAAGUUUUUUAAUAGUUGGCGAAUACAAAAUUAAUUUAUGCUUUACAUUAUGUGUAACUAAUAUUUAAAUUAUUGCAAACGAAGGUUCGCCCCCCGCCCCGCACUUCCUAAUCUGGUAGAAAGUUUAACGAGGAGAGCAAGGACCAACGAGCGACCCGCAAUUAAUUCCUGCGGCUUUCGACAAGGACCCUCGCAGGACACGGAAAUUAUGUUCUUGUCAGUUUUCGGGCAAAGUUUAUCAUUUAUUUAUUAUGACGCUGGUAAAACUAGAACCUGGCCAAAAAAGGACGCUAGUGGGCAUUAGUAUGCGCCUUAACCAAUUGCUGGCUAAUUCCUAAUCAAAAUUACUUAAAAAUUCCAUUAUGCAAACAACACUUUCUGUGUGUACCCCAAUUGUAAUCAAAAUAAUAACCAUAUUGUUUAAUGA